Molecule: messenger RNA, 1398 nt
Organism: Entamoeba invadens IP1
Lineage: Eukaryota; Evosea; Mastigamoebida; Endamoebidae
Exons: 5
Source: RefSeq, a predicted model, not a curated record
CAAAAAUGCAAAGGACAUUUUAUGGAUUGUUUGACUGCAGAUACGCCAAUGCCCGGAAUUUCCUUGUAUGACAACUGGAAGUCAACUAAAGUAGAAUUAUGUGAUGAUGAAAAUUGUGCUCAAUGUGCUGAUGAUGGUGAGACUUGUUACAAAUAUGCUUUUAACAAUGGAAACCUAAACGGUGUUUUAUUAAAUGGAAAAUGCAAAUUAACUCCAACUGACAUUAUAUUGGAAAUUGUCGAUACUUAUGACCCAACUUAUAAGUUCUGUAAGUACAAAGAAGUCAAUUCUUUCUUCGAAGAGUUGGUACCAGCAUAUAACGAGACCACCAAUCUCGGAAGUAAACGCAAUCCAAUACUGAAAAGAAGUUACAUGUAUAAAACACAAACAAAUGGUAAUACCAAGAUAGAGUGUGCGAAAAACAACAGAGAUGUGACCAAAAAUUUGCAAAUGGUAAACAUUGCGCACUCUGUGCAACUGGAGCAAAAUACACGUCUGCAGGAAAAUACGUGUCAACCGACACAAUAUAAUGGACAGGGAAGAGAUGCAACAAAUCAAUGUGAAUGUAACGCUGGCUAUGUGACUGGAGUUAAUAAGAUUGAUGUCUGUGUACAAAAAAUUGAAGGUUGUUCAACAGAUGGUAAAUGUGUUGUCCAAAACAAACAAAUUAAUUGCUUGGCAUGUGAUAAAGAACACAUGGCAAUUGGAUUUGUUACAACACAAUGCUCGCAAUGUAUUGACGGAUAUUACAUGGUGACGAAAAAGUAUGUCAAGCGUGCAGUCACGGAAUUGGAUGGUAAUGCUAUUUUAAAUGGACCAGCUUCAGAACCGGCAAAGUAUUGCACAACUUGUAAAGAUGGCUUCACAUUCAAUUCAACUGAUGGAACAUGUGCAAGAUGUCCUAGUGUUUGUAAUGGUUGUGAAAUUAAAGAUGGAAAUAUUGAAUGUAAAGAAUGUAAGAACAAAAGAAACCCACCAAAAUGUGAGUAUGAUCAGGGUGUCUAUCUUGAUCCAAUACCAAUACAUGUGUUGCUUGCUUUAAUGAUCAAAAAGUUUGCAAAAAGGAAUGUCACUAUGGCAAUGGCAUUUACGUCCAUUGUACCGAACACGAACAAGUUUUUAAACUCCAAAGGCAAAUGUGAACAAUGCGCUGAAAAUUGCAAUGUUUGCACUGAUAAAGAGCUUUGCACCGUUUGUGAUCCAAAAACUUUUAGAACUGGUUUUACAUGUGAAAAGUGUGUCAAAUGGUAUUACUUGGAUGCCACUGAAAAAGCUUGCAAACAAUGUGACUCAAAAUGUGAGAAUUGUACAAGUGCAACAGAAUGUAAAAAGUGCAUUGAUGUAAACCGCAAGCCAGUUCCAAAAAAGAUAUGCAAAAAAUGUAAUGACGGAUAUUAA